Molecule: messenger RNA, 2125 nt
Organism: Scomber scombrus (Atlantic mackerel)
Lineage: Eukaryota; Metazoa; Chordata; Actinopteri; Scombriformes; Scombridae
Gene: ddo
Product: D-aspartate oxidase
Exons: 5
Coding region: 631-1647 (338 amino acids)
Molecular function (GO): D-amino-acid oxidase activity; FAD binding
Source: RefSeq, a predicted model, not a curated record
UGGUUGUUACUCUCGGUUUACAGAACAUAGAAUAUCUGACCGACAGAACUUUAAAAACAUUCAAUUUUAUUGAUUCUUUGUAUACAGCUGCCGCGCGUUCUUUUGGAAUGUCCAGAGGCCCGUCGGUUGCCUGGCAGCGAAACUACCAAUCGCAGUAGCGUUCCGACACUUGGAUAUUCUGUGGUGGCCCUUUAAUUACACUGACUGUGGGGCGGCUGAUGAUUUGUAGAUCUACGGUUUUAUUGGCACUGAAAUAAACAUUUGACUGUAGGAAUAAUUAUAUACAGUCAAUGCAAGAAUCCUGCAUGUACACCAUCUGUAAACGAACGGCAAAAUGUGCCAUAUUUCUUUCAGUGGACUGUUAUUCUUAAAUUGACCUUGCUAAGUAGGCCUUUCUUUAGGACCUGCACGUCCUACACGUAGUGUUAAACCACGGUGCGCAGAAGAAGUAAACAUCUACUGUGCUGUGUGUUUCGUCUUCUGAUAAAUAUUUAACAGCUGCAUCUCGUCCUCGAUUGCAGACAGUCCCAGCACUGCCGUCCUGUGUACUGUUUUAAUGAAGGGCAGUUUUCUGUCUGCAGUGUAGAGAAAGUAACUCUCAUAACAGUUGGAGACGCAGGCCUGUCCAGGAUGAAAAGCGUCAGGGUUGUAGUGGUUGGAGCCGGUGUGAUCGGCUUCUCCACCGCUGUCUGCAUCGCAGAGGCUCUUCCUUUCUGCUCGGUUACUGUCCUCGCUGAGACGUUCAGCCCAAACACCACCAGUGAUGGAGCUGCUGGGAUCCUGUUUGCUGCAGAGUUUCCAGAUAUUCCCUUGGAAAGACAAAAACGCUGGUUCAAGGACAGCUUUGAUCACCUUUUGGCCAUUGCUGUGUCUGAACAAUCACCAGAUGCUGGAGUAAUGCUGAGCUCAGGUUGGCAAAUAUUCAAGGAGAUUCCCGCCAAAAAGAAGCCCUUCUGGUCAGAGUUUGUGAUCGGUUUUCGAUCUAUGACUGACCGUGAACUGAAACGGUUUCCGGAUCACAAGUUUGGCCAGGCAUUCACCACCUUAAAAUGUGAAUGUUCCAGUUACCUGCCGUGGCUCGAGAAAAGGUUCAGGAAAGCUGGAGGUAAAGUGGAGCAGAGGAAAGUCAAUAAUCUUCAGGAAUUAAGCAACAGCUUUGAUAUAAUUGUCAACUGCUCCGGUCUGGGCUCCAAAAUGCUGGUGGGUGACACCGAAGUGUACUCAGUCAGAGGCCAGGUCCUCAAGGUGGAGGCUCCCUGGCUGCAGCACUUCAUCAGAGAUGGAGACGGAAAGACCUACAUCUACCCCGGCACACAAAGCAUCACUAUAGGUGGCACGAGGCAGGAGGGGGACUGGCGACUACAGGUAGACGAAGGAGACACGAAGGGCAUCCUGGAGCGCUGCAGCAGGCUGGAGCCGUCGCUCAGCAAAGGCAAAGUUAUCAGCACGUGGGUCGGUCUGAGGCCGAGCAGGAAGAACCCAAGGGUGGAGAGGGAGGUGGUUCAGCUGCGCAACUGUCGGGUGCCUGUGGUCCACAACUAUGGCCACGGGGGCUGGGGAGUCACCCUGGCCUGGGGUACAGGCCUGGAUGCUCUGGGGCUGGUCAGGCAGUGCCUUCAUGAAAUGCCUCUGCAGGCGAAACUGUGAAUAAAUUCUGCCCCUAAAUCCUUUGUUUAAGUGGUGCUAAUAACAAUUUACUUUAAAUAAUAGUAGAAAGGUGCAAAUUAACACACACUAAAGUGAGAAUGUGAAGUGAUAUUUUAAACACUAAAAGAAAAAGUAUUUAUGCAAAAUCAUUUUGAAUUUCAUGGUACUUCCAUAAACUGCUAAUGGUGGCGAACAAUCUUUUAGGAGAUAAUGUCAUAAUAAAUCCUGCUGUUUUUUUUAAAUUUCUAUCAUCUGGUGCCAAUCACAGUUACCUUUGACUACAGAGAUCUACUGCUGGAGAUAUAAACUGAAAGUAGAUGGGUAAUCAACAGCCUUGUUAGCAUUUUUACAAUGUAUAUAGAAAUUAUUUAACAUAUUUAACAUUAAUUAACAAUAAAACACUGUACAUUAUUUAAAUGUGAGACCAUUUUAAUUUACUGUUAUGAAACUGAAAUAAACAGACAAAGCAACUGUAAAA